This is a messenger RNA of Malus domestica (apple), 515 nucleotides long. RefSeq lists its product as uncharacterized. NCBI's taxonomy places the organism in Eukaryota, Viridiplantae, Streptophyta, Magnoliopsida, Rosales, Rosaceae. The record is from RefSeq and is a predicted model, not a curated record.
UACCAUGAUAUUGUCUCUUAUUUAUUGGUACAACAUAUACAACGUAGGAUUAAAUAUUCAGAAAGCAAAGUCUUAAGCCUCUGAAAUGGUUUGCUUUUGUUUUCUAGUAGACCAGAGGAGGAAGGUGUGGCGGACCAAGCCGGUGGCUGGAACAUGUUCAAGAUGUGGGAGCGGAGCAAGCGUGGCUGACAUAAAGACUUCGACUAGGUUUUGCUAUAUUCCGUUUUACUGGAAAUCUUGGAAGGCCAUCAUGUGCACUUUUUGUGGAUCCAUUCUCAAAUCUUACAGAUAAAAAUUCUGCAGACUGGCUCUUGCUUUUUUAUCUUUAUUUCUCUGACCUUUCCGUAUAUUAGGUUGAGCUCUCGACUGUUUUUUUUUUUUUUUAAUUUUCAUUUAUACUUUUAAGUAUUUUGUAUAAUAUUUUUUGGUGUGAGGAAAAGUGUGUAGAGCUGUAUAUAUAAGCUGCUUGAUGUUUGCUAAUGCUGGAGUAUGCAGUUAUGAAGGAAAAUUUUCUC